This is a messenger RNA of Anastrepha ludens (Mexican fruit fly), 3674 nucleotides long. RefSeq names its product pre-mRNA-processing factor 39 (gene Prp39). Lineage: Eukaryota; Metazoa; Arthropoda; Insecta; Diptera; Tephritidae. Gene Ontology annotation, cellular component: commitment complex; U1 snRNP; U2-type prespliceosome. Gene Ontology annotation, molecular function: protein binding. The record is from RefSeq and is a predicted model, not a curated record. The transcript is spliced from 8 exons. Bases 74 to 3478 code for a protein of 1134 amino acids. Gene Ontology annotation, biological process: RNA processing; mRNA 5'-splice site recognition.
GCAAUUGCCUUCAUGCAACCCUGUUUGCUGUCAGCGCAUUAAAAGCCUAGAUUACUUUUGUAUUGCAUAAAAAAUGGCGUCGAAAGAAGAUAACGUUUCUGGUGAAAAUCCAGUUCGUCGAACGAGAUCCGGCAGAAAAGUUGUAGCACCACCCGCUGCUCCAACACCAAUACGCUCGUCUAGACGAACAAAAAGAGGCGCGCAGGAACAGAUUGUAGAAACUGACGAGGACGAAGUUCAACAGACAGAUGAAAAAGAUACUGACACUGCUGAAGAUCAAUCUGACGUUAUUAAAGAAAUGUUGGAAGAAGCAGCCCAAGGCGUAAUAAUUGACAACCCAGAUGGAGAUGAUGAUGUCAUCAUAUAUGAGGAGCAUAUUGUAGAAUCGGAGGAAAUAGUUGAAGAAGUACCGCAAGACGAUGACUGCAUUGUAUAUGAAGAACAAUUGGUUGAGGAAGACCAUCAACCGGCUGAAGAAGAUAUUGAAAUGUACACCGUACAAGAAGAAGAGCAAGUUGUCACAGAAGUGCCCAUUGUAUCAGAAACAGGAAUCGAUGAAAAAAGUUCUUCGUUUCCUUUCGGACCAACUUGUGGACACUCCGAGACUUCGGAAGAUGUACAAAACGAAGAAGGAACGAAUGAGACUGGAGCAGUAGAAAGUUCUUUACUAGCUUCCUUAGCCGGUGACAAUGCCAAUAGUUUACCAUCCGUUGGAGGGGGUGAAGAAAAUGACGUUAAAAAGGAUGACUUUGAAGCAAAAGUACCGCCUGUAUUAACAAAUAAUGAAAAAAUGGAAUCAGACGAUUCACUAUCUGAGCCGGCAAUUGCAGAAGACAUUGGAAUUUGUGCGGAUGCCAGUAAUGCAACUAUUGUAAACACUGAACUAGUUUCGGAAGAUGAGUUGCCUUUGCCUACAAAACCCGAAAUAAAUGAUGCGGAAGAGGUAUCUGACGACGAACUUCCAGCACCUCAGCGCGCCGAAUUGCCUGCAGAUGCCGAAGUAAUAUCAGAGGAUGAGUUGCCAACUGCAACCGGUCAAGCCGAAAAGAAAUCGCCGCUUGCAUCGCCUAAGACUCCCACUAAGAGUAAUUCUACAGAAUCUGUCGCUAAGGAGUCUAUUGGUCAAAAACGCAAAGCUAUUGACGCCGAUAAGAGCGAUUGCAAUUAUGAAAAACAGCGUAAGCUAGAGGACUCAAAGAAAAGAAACGAUGAACAAUACAACCCAAUGAGUCCAACGUCAGAGAGUAACGAUGCUACACCCAUUGUAACCGUAGAGAAGAAACCCAAAGUUGAAAGUAGCUCUGGAGAAAGCGAAAACAAAGAGAAAAAGAGAGAGAAAGAAAAAGAACGUGAACGUGAACGUGAGAAGGAGAAAGUAAAGGAGAAGGAAAAAGAGAAAGAAAAGGAGAAAGAAAAAGAAAAGGAACGUAAACGCUUACCAGAUCUAGAUAAAUAUUGGCGUGCCGUUAAAGAGGAUCCUGCCGAUUUCACAGGAUGGACAUACUUGUUACAGUAUGUAGACAAUGAGUCUGAUGCCGAGGCGGCGCGUGAGGCUUACGAUGCAUUCCUAUCACACUAUCCGUAUUGUUAUGGAUAUUGGCGCAAGUAUGCUGACUACGAGAAGCGCAAAGGCAUUAAGGCCAAUUGCAACGCGGUUUUCGAACGCGGUCUGGAAGCGAUUCCGCUGUCAGUGGAUCUCUGGAUCCAUUACCUAGCACACGUAAAGAGCAACCAUGCCGAGGAUGAAUCGUAUAUUCGGUCACAAUUCGAGCGUGCAGUAGACGCUUGUGGUCUGGAGUUCCGCUCCGACAAGCUCUGGGAUGCCUACGUUAAAUGGGAGAGUGAAUCAAAGCAUUACCAAAACGUUGUAAAGGUCUACGAUCGUUUAUUAGCCAUUCCAACUCAAGGCUAUAGUGGUCAUUUUGAUAAUUUCCAAGACUUGAUAAAUCAACACUCCAUUGGGAGCACCAUAACUCCUGAGGAAUUGAGGAAGGUGAGGGCUGAACUACGCGAAAGUAGUGCGUCUCGCUCUUCGUCGUCUCGUUCUAAGAGUCGACGUAGUGUUUCACAUGAAAAGGAACAUGAAUCCCAUGAUGAGAAGAAAGGUGACGAAGAACGGGGCAGCAAAUCGCCAAAUGCAAAAGAUCCUGAUAGUAAUCAGGAUGAAACACCAGUAAUUUCUAUUAGCGAAGCAAUCGAAAUUGACCGCGAAACAGACGCUGCUGCAGCCACCACCGAAAAACUCAAUUCAGAAGACCUCGGCGAUUUAAGCAACCUCAGUGAAGAGGAAGAGGCAGCUAUAAAAGACAAAAUUAUUUCGAUUCGUCGCAAAUUACAUAAGGCCACCGUUGCUGCAGUGACUGCUCGUUGGAAUUUUGAAGAAGGCAUAAAGCGCCCAUAUUUCCAUGUGAAGCCACUCGAACGCUGCCAACUUAAGAAUUGGAAAGAUUAUCUCGAUUUCGAGAUUGAAAAAGGCGAUCGCACUCGUAUUUUGGUGCUUUUUGAACGUUGUCUAAUCGCAUGUGCAUUAUAUGAUGAAUUCUGGCUGAAGAUGAUACGCUACCUGGAGACACAAUUGGAUCAGCCAGGUAUCGUGGCUAUCACCAGCGAUGUUUAUCGACGGGCAUGCGAAAUCCACCAUCCCGACAAACCAAGUCUACAUUUAAUGUGGGCAGCAUUUGAAGAGUGCCAAAAUAAUUUUGAUCGCGCCUCCAUGGUUUUGGAAAAUCUCGAAAAGAAAUGUCCAAAUUUACUACAGGUUGCCUAUCGGCGCAUAAAUGUGGAACGCCGGCGUGGCGAUAUGAGCAAAUGUCGUGAACUGUAUGAGCAUUAUAUAAAUACGGCAAAGAAUAAAACAAUCGCUGGCAGUUUAGCGAUUAAAUAUGCACGAUUUCUGAAUAAAAUCUGCGAUGAUCUGGAUGGCGGAUUGCGUGUGCUGCGGCAGGCAUUGGACAAAGAUGCGGCAAAUACGCGCGUGGCACUGCAAAUGAUAGAUUUGGUAUUGCAACGACCAAAAGUGGAUGAGGAUGAGGUGGUGCUAAUAAUGGACAAAUUUAUGGCACGUGAAAAUAUAGAUCCCGAGCAGAAAGUGCUAUUUGCGCAGCGCAAAGUUGAGUUCUUGGAAGAUUUCGGCAGCACGGCCAAGGGUUUGCAAGAUGCGCAGCGAGCACUACAAGUAGCAUUGAGCAAGGCAAAUGAAGCCAAAAAGAAGCGUGAAUCAAGUCCUUCCCGCAAAUCCUCAUCGAGCAGCAAAGAAGUUUCUAUGUCAAACACAGCUGCAUCAUCAGCAUAUAAUAACGGCGUCAGCGCUACCGCUUCGAGUUACAACUAUAAUUCGGCAAAUUCAGCUUAUUAUGGGCAACAAAAUAGUAGUGCCUACACAACGCAGCAAUCAUAUGAUGGCUACUACAACCAUUGGCAGUAUGGCUCGAGUUAUGGAAACUAUGGGCAAUGGAGCGGAUAUGGAAAUUACUAUUAAAUCGAGUGCAAACGUAUAAAAUUUCUUCUUAAAUUUUAUACAAUGUUAUCAGUCCCAGCACCAAUCAUCACCAAAUUUAUUAUUAUUUUUAAACAAUUCUUUAAUUAGUACUAAUGCAAUAAUGAAUCACGUUGUAUAAAUUUUUUAAGACUUUCUGUUGACCAAAAAAAAUACAAUAUACUUUUUCUAUACGAUA